AUUGACGGAACGUCAAUUGUCGAGUUUUCAGAAUCGGUCAGAGAUGCUGCUGCUGAUCCUGUUCGGCCUAAGCCUAGGCUUAAUUACUUGGCUCAAACUGGUCUGGAGUAAUCGAUAUGCUCGUCGAAUUCCUACAAUCCGGUCCGCUUGGCCAGUUGUUGGUCACUGUUUGAAGUUUGUGCGUAAAUCCACCCGGGAGGCAUUCUGGGCCGUUGUCGAAAGUUUUGCCCAAGUGGACCGUUUGGGCAAACUGAUGCUGGGUCCGGUGCCGAUAGUUUUCGUCAAUCAUCCGGAUCUACUUAAGGAACUUUUCGGACGAGAUGAUCUCCACGAUAAGCCGUUCUUUUACGAUUUCAUGGGACUCGGAGGAGGAUUGAUUACCGAAAGAGCCGGUCUGAAAUGGCGUCACUCAAGGAAAAUGUUGAAUCCCACCUUCAAUACUCGGAUGCUGACCGGGUUUGUACCGAUCAUGGAUGCUCGCGCUAGGAAAUUAACCAGCAGACUUGCCCCUUUUGCUGAUGGUCGGUUUCAAAUUGACAUCAUGAAGUACAUAGGCGAAUGCACUCUGGAGAUUGUUUACAACACAACCAUGGGUCGAAAUGCUAGUGAACUCCCGGGUCAGAAGGAAUACGUUCACAACUUGGAAGUAGUAAUGACUUGCCUAGGAGAGAGAAUGCUCAAUGUAAAUCAGCAUCUAGGCUUCAUCUAUCGCUUUUCGAAGGAAUACAAGAUUGAUCAGCACUCAAGACUUCUUUGUAACGAUUUCACGGAUAAGAUUAUUCGGGAACGAAAGCGGGAGCUGAAGAGUGAAGAAAAUGAUACUACCAUUGAUAAAGAAGAAACCCUCAGAAAGUCUCUCAACUUUCUGGACCAGAUUCUGACGAUCAAAAACGAAAAUGGCAAAGGCUUUCCGGACGAAGAGAUUCCAGAUCAUUUGUAUACUAUCAUGAGCUCGGCUCAUGAUACAUCAGCCCUUACUACGGCCUACACAUGUCUGUUUCUUGCGAUGUACCCCGAGGUUCAGAACAAGGUUUUAGAGGAAAUGAACGAGGUAUUCUACAAUCCAUCAGUGGAGGUCAAUCAGGACACCCUGAAGCAACUGGAAUACACCGAAAUGGUCAUCAAAGAAGUCCUACGCCUGUGUCCAGCAGUUCCGAUGGGAGCUCGACAAACUUCCACCACCAUUCAGCUGGACGACAUCGAAAUUCCACCAGGGCAAAUCCUCGCGUACUGUCUGUUCACCCUGCAUCGGCGACCCGACUUCUGGGGACCGGAUCCGGAACGCUUCGAUCCGGAAAGGUUUAGUCCACAGGCGGUUGCAGAUCGGCAUCCGCAUGCCUAUCUUCCGUUUGCUGCCGGGCUGCGUAAUUGUAUUGGAUCCCGUUACGCGUGGAAUUCGAUGCGCAUCAUGUUGUUGAGGAUUGUGCAAAAUUAUGAGCUGCAAACGGAUCUGAAGCAAUCGGAUCUGCGGUUCAAGUUUGAGAUUACGCUCAAACUUGAUGGACCACAUCUUGUACGGUUGGUGAGAAGGGACUCAACCUAA
This is a messenger RNA of Uranotaenia lowii, 1543 nucleotides long. RefSeq names its product cytochrome P450 4V2-like. The transcript is spliced from 5 exons. The record is from RefSeq and is a predicted model, not a curated record. NCBI's taxonomy places the organism in Eukaryota, Metazoa, Arthropoda, Insecta, Diptera, Culicidae. Gene Ontology annotation, molecular function: oxidoreductase activity, acting on paired donors, with incorporation or reduction of molecular oxygen; iron ion binding; heme binding. The coding region runs from base 44 to 1543 and encodes 499 amino acids.